UUUGUAAUCACCUGUUCUGUAACAACUUUGCUUCCUGUACAGCUGGAACUUCCCUCUGAUGGCCAUAGAGAAGAUUGGCAACCUUAAGGGGUGCCCAUCUGCCGAUGAAAGCGCGUGGACGUCACAAAGAACGCUUGGUCAUCGCUUUUUCGACCAAAGGCUCUGUAAGGACCGACACAAGGAUCUCGCAGCCGACGGUGUCAUCAGAAACUGGAUGGACUAGUGUUUUUGGCCUUACUACUAGGAACCAAAAACUACUAGCAACAAGAAACUACUAGGAACAAAGGGCAUCGCUACUCGGAGCAAGGACGCUACUUGGGGCUCCUGGCCUUACUACUAGGAGCAAGGACGCUACUAGGAACAAAGAAUCCACCAAGAAAACUAAACGGUGAGACGCGUGGGUGUUUGCCUCCACAAUGUCCGCAGAUUCGCGCUUUUCAGUUUUCGGUAGCUUGUGGCACACAGUGCUGCCCCACCUUUGCUAUGGUGAAUUUUCAUGCAAAGCGUCAUGUGCGUUGCUAUCAGCUUUGGCUAUUUACGUGUGGUAUGUCCUGUUGUAGGCUCUAUUUUGCGGCAACAACUACAUUCCUUGGCCUUCACGGCGUUGGGCGUGGCAUAAAUGAUAAGCCAUCUAGAAGUGAAAAGACCGCAAUGGAGGCUGCAGACCCACGCCUGACACUGCCAAAAGGUGCAAUGAUAGAUACCACUUCAAGCAUGUCCCAAAUUCCUAUUCCGCAAGCAAUCGUUCUGUUGCUUUGCGCUGCAAUUCCAGUCGGCUAUUGGUGGUUUGUAAUCGUGCCCUUCAAGCGCAGGGAAGUUGCAUCAAGCAAAAAGCGUGGGCCGCUGAAAGUUUAUUUGCAGGAUUUGGCCGCCACACCGUCUGACGAGCGAAAGCAAGAGAAGUGGUUCUAUGACAAAUACUUGCGCCAAGGAAAGUUUCUUGAGGCAAAAUCUGAAGGCUUGACCGACGUAGUAGAAAAAGUUGAGGAUCAGCUGCAAGAGAAGCUUCCUGGAGGUGGAUUCUGGAGCUUUGACAAUCCAAUUUUAGUCUGCCUUGUAGCGUUGAGCUGCUUUUGUGUCCAGCAAAUACUGCUGCAUGAUGUGCUCAACACUUGACAGCAUGGCGACGUCAAAGUUGCAGUGCGAUCGAUCCACAA
Messenger RNA from Durusdinium trenchii, 1157 nucleotides. Lineage: Eukaryota; Dinophyceae; Suessiales; Symbiodiniaceae. The record is from the annotation of a GenBank genome assembly.